AUGGAGGAGCGUGCUGCCCUCCUGCGAGAGGCAAAGCGCCUCGCCAUCAUCAAGGAGCUGAGGGACCUGAGGCUCUCAGACCCCUCAGUGCCCCUGGUAUCUGAACUGGACCUUGAUCAACUCAACGACAACCCGCUGAUGGAGAUGGAUGAGGCUGGGGUUGUCAGCCCCAGAGCAGGUCUGUCCUGUAGACAGGUGUGUGGCUGGUGUACUGCAGAAGUCGCCGGCUCCUACAGCCAGAGCCCCGUUUGCCAUCGGGUCAUGACCCCAGGGGGGUUGGGGUACGACCCAAUGCCCAUAGUGCACCACGUGGAGGUGGGGUUGGUUUUGCACUACUGGUGGGAGAGGCUGGAGGCCCGCCUCACCAGUCUGGAGCGCUCCCACGCCCUUCUUUUAAAGAAGUGGCGGUCCCUCCAGGCUGCCCCGGCUCCCGUGGCCCCCACGUCUGCUCAGAAGGGGGAGCACGUGGGCAAGCUACAGAACGCCGACUUCCUGUAUGAAUCCCUCAUUGAGGAUUACAGACUGUUCCGGCUCAGGGCGCGGACCAGGCCAAAGGACCUGGACAACGCCAAGCAGUCAGCCAGCCACUCCCUGAGGUUCUGCCGGUACAUGGCCCAGGGAGUGGCGGCUGACUGCCUGACCAGGAGCGUCAGGUUCCUGAACCGCCUGGACCACCUGCGUGGGUGA
This is a messenger RNA of Knipowitschia caucasica, 687 nucleotides long. The record is from the annotation of a GenBank genome assembly. Lineage: Eukaryota; Metazoa; Chordata; Actinopteri; Gobiiformes; Gobiidae.